AUGGAAGAUUUCAUCAAGCAGCUGAGGGACAACUUCUCCACCAGAUUUGAAGACUACAGCAUGCCUAAAGCUGGCAUCAAGAAGAGGUCCAAGGUUCCUGGGGUCAUGAUCACGCAGUUUAUAGAGGAGCUACCGGAGGGCAAGAGCACCCCAGACUUCCUUAGCAAACCCAUCGCUCUAACCAUUCAAGAGGGUAAAUUAGCCAUUUUCAAAGCCCAUGUGUGUGGGGAUCCAAAACUGGAUGUGACUUGGGGAAGAGCAAAGGGGGAUAUGUCAGACACAGAGAAAUUUCAAAACAAAUAUGAAGAAGCUACUGGUGAAUACACUUUAGAGAUUCCCAGAGUGUCUGGAGAGGAGACAGACACUUACAAAUGCUAUGCUACAAAUGAAUAUGGCAAUGCUAUUUGCACUGCAGCAUUGAAUGUGAUUGAGGUUGGAUUCAAGAAGAAGAAGGCCAUGGAGCAGCUGGAAGACGUAGGAAGUGGGCGUGUCAACAAGAACUGCAUUCGUCCUUGUGUUCGUCCAUCCUUUGUGUUGGGUAAUGCCAAAUUGGCUAAACCCCAGGGGGAGAGCAAUGUGUACCCAGUUUAA
This is a messenger RNA of Coregonus clupeaformis (lake whitefish), 591 nucleotides long. RefSeq names its product immunoglobulin-like and fibronectin type III domain-containing protein 1. The record is from RefSeq and is a predicted model, not a curated record. The coding region runs from base 1 to 591 and encodes 196 amino acids. NCBI's taxonomy places the organism in Eukaryota, Metazoa, Chordata, Actinopteri, Salmoniformes, Salmonidae. The transcript has 6 exons.